Messenger RNA from Colletotrichum siamense, 2277 nucleotides. It is a transcript of the gene lamB, whose product is annotated as Lactam utilization protein lamB. The coding region runs from base 1 to 2277 and encodes 758 amino acids. The transcript is spliced from 5 exons. The record is from RefSeq and is a predicted model, not a curated record. Gene Ontology annotation, biological process: nucleoside metabolic process; carbohydrate metabolic process. NCBI's taxonomy places the organism in Eukaryota, Fungi, Ascomycota, Sordariomycetes, Glomerellales, Glomerellaceae. Gene Ontology annotation, molecular function: catalytic activity.
AUGGCGUCAGGUUUAGCCUCAAAGUUUGAGAUCAAUGCCGACAUGGGCGAAGGCUUCGGCCGUUGGAAGAUGGGCCCCGAUGAGGAGCUGAUGCCCUACAUCGACGCCGCUAAUAUCGCCUGCGGCUUCCACGCCGGCGACCCCUCCAUCAUGCACAAGACCAUCGCCCUCUGCAAGCAACACGGCGUCAAGGCCGGCGCACACCCAGGUCUCGCCGACCUCCUCGGUUUCGGACGUCGUAAGAUGGAAAUUGACCCCAAGGACAUGUACUGCAUGGUCCUCUACCAGGUCGGCGCCCUCAAGGCGAUGCUCGACGCGCAGGGCGUGUCGCUCGCGCACAUCAAGCCGCAUGGCGAGCUCUUCUUCUACAUGCAGCGCGAUCUGACCAUCAUGCGUGCUGUGCUCAAGGCAUGCGCUACCUUUAAAGUGCCCGUGUACGGCGCAUGGAAUGCGGCGCAGGCGGAGAUGUGCGCGGAGCUCGGGGUCGAGUUCCAGGGGGAAGUGUAUGUUGAUAUCGACUACUCGCCGGAGGGGGCACUGUUGCCCGUGGCAAAGUCGCAGCCGGCGACGCCGGAAAGGUGUUAUGAGAAGGCGAAGAGGGCGAUGAUGACAGAUUCUGGAGCGGACUCAGAGGGGACUGUGUUCAGUUUCGGGUUCAAAGGCAAAGCUUUUAACCUGAUGGCCCCGAAACGCGUUUCUGCCCGCGACUUUACCGUCGGAUGGGUGUGCGCUCUGCCUGUUGAGUUGGCAGCCGCCGAGGGGAUUAUGGAUGAACAGUUUGCUGAAAUUCCCUCCCCGUCGACCGAUAACAAUAUCUAUUCUUACGGCCGGAUCAAGGAUCAUAACGUCGUCAUUGCGUGCCUGCCCGCCGGACACAUGGGCACGAGCUCGGCUGCCACGGCGGCAAGCCUGAUGAAGAGCAAGUUCCCGUGCCUACGAUUCGGUUUGCUGGUCGGAAUCGGCAGCGGCGUUCCUAACCUUGACGAUGAUAUCGAUAUACGUCUUGGAGAUGUUGUCAUUAGUCAGCCCGAAGGCCAGCAUGGCGGCGUGAUACAGUACGACUUUGGAAAGACCGGUGUCAAUGGCCGUAUCGCCCGGAUUGGGAGCCUCAAUGCGCCACCGCAAAUCCUCCUCGGCGCUUUAUCCAAGCUCUGUGCCAACGACUUCUUGAACAAGACACAGGUUCACGUACACUUGUCAAAAAUCUCCAGACAGUCAGAGUUUGCUUCACCGGGCCCCGAACGGGAUAUUCUUUUUGAAGCCACAUCGACGCACAUCAACGGACCCACCUGUACGAAAUGUAGACCUGCGGUGGAAAGGGAAAGACGUAUGGGAACAGCCCCAGUACUUUUCUGCGGCAACAUUGCGUCUGGUAAUCAGGCCUUGCGGGAUGGGCCGACGCGUGAUAAGUAUAGUCGGGAUUUGGGAGGGGUCUUGUGCUUCGAGAUGUGGGCAGCUGGCUUAAUGAACAGCUUUCCCUGCAUUGUUGUUCGUGGCAUCUGCGACUACGCCGACGCACACAAAAACGAGCAAUGGCGGCCGUACGCAGCAGCCACAGCGGCAUCGUUCGGCAAAGAAUUGCUAUGCUACAUCCCACCAUUGGUGUCAAGCGCUAGACACGCAUCUGAAAAUCCCCUUCAAAGACCUCACUUCCUUGUUCCAUUUGGGAGAAACGAAAACUUCGUCGGCAGAGAAACUAUUUUGAUUAAGCUUCUGGAGAGGAUACCACCAACUGCCAAUGGAGACGCUUGCCCAAGGACCGCUAUCGUCGGACUGGGAGGAAUCGGAAAGACACAAGUCGCCAUCGAAGCUGCGUACCGCGUUCGCGAAGUCCACCCCGACUGUUCCGUUUUCUGGGUACCUGCUGUAAGCGUUGAGAUGUUUAGCAACUAUUACCGUAAGAUUGGCCGAGCACUUAAACUCAAACACAUUGAGGAUCCUAAAGCAGAUGUCAAAACCCUGGUCCGAACUGCCUUAGAGCGGGACGACAUCAACAGCUGGCUUCUCAUAGUCGACAAUGCCGACGACACUGGCUUGCUGUUCAACGGGCCAAAGCUAGCAGCAUACAUCCCCUAUAGCCGUAGAGGCUCCAUCCUAUUCACGAGUCGGAACAGUAUCAUCGCAGCCAGAUUUGAUGGUGUAAAUGCCCUUCAUCUGUCCGAGAUGAAUGCUCAAGAAGCUGCUCGGCUCCUGCACACCGGCUUGAGCGAGAGCCAGAUCGACAAUGGCCGAAGUACAGCACAACUUCUAGAGAAGCUCACGUAUCUUCCUAUCUAG